Molecule: messenger RNA, 1239 nt
Organism: Hypoxylon fragiforme
Lineage: Eukaryota; Fungi; Ascomycota; Sordariomycetes; Xylariales; Hypoxylaceae
Product: mitochondrial dicarboxylate carrier
Exons: 3
Coding region: 210-1187 (325 amino acids)
Biological process (GO): oxaloacetate transport; malate transmembrane transport; succinate transmembrane transport
Molecular function (GO): sulfate transmembrane transporter activity; thiosulfate transmembrane transporter activity; antiporter activity
Source: RefSeq, a predicted model, not a curated record
CUACUGUUACUACUGUUACUACUUUCCUACUUUACCGCCUUCACAUCUUCUCUUAUAGAAUUCAUACAUACAUACAUACAUACCUACAUACAGAAACGAGACAGCAGUGACAAACAGUAAGCAAAAUUGUAUAGGGAUGCUGCUUUCGGUCCAGUCAAUCUACCACUUACGACCCCCUUUACUGUAACAUUCUUCUCCCAGAUAAGAAAAUGCAGUCCGUCACCCCCAAUGAGUCCUCUGUAGCCGCUACCUCCUCCUCUACCGCGGCUGCCGUAGCCAAGACCAAGAUCCUCGAUAAGAAGAAGCAGCAGGCUUUGGCCCACGAUCGGAUAUCCUAUCCAUUCUGGUUUGGUGGUAGCGCAAGUAGUUUUGCCGCCUGCGUUACACAUCCGCUCGAUCUCGUCAAAGUCCGACUACAAUUGCGUUCUGGCGAUGCCCCCAAGAACAUGAGCGGCACCUUUAUGCACAUUGUGCGAAACCAGGGGCCGCUCGGGCUGUACAAUGGGUUGACGGCAUCGCUGCUUCGGCAGAUGACGUACUCCACAGUGCGUUUCGGCGUGUACGAGGAACUCAAGGCUCGCUUCACCCCCGCAGAUGGUACCAAGCCAUCACUCCCUUUGCUUAUCGGAUUGUCCACCUUCUCUGGCUUCUUGGGUGGCAUAUCGGGCAACGCUGCCGACGUGACCAAUGUUCGCAUGCAGCAGGACCUUGCUCUACCCCAGGCCCAGCGACGCGGCUACAAACACGGCCUUGACGGCAUGUUCCGUAUGCUGCGCGAGGAAGGUCCCAAGAGCUGGUUCCGCGGUGUCUGGCCUAACAGCACUCGUGCCGCUCUCAUGAAUGCCAGCCAGUUGGCUAGCUAUGACACUAUCAAGGGACUGUUGAUGGAGUAUACACCCUUGGGCGACACAACAACCACUCAUUUCGCUAGCUCACUCGUUGCUGGGUUUGUAGCUACGACGAUUUGUUCACCUGUAGACGUGAUUAAGAGCCGGGUGAUGAGUACCAGCCACGAGCAAGGCAUCGCUCACUUACUACGUGAUAUAUAUGCUAAGGAGGGAAUAACCUGGAUGUUCAAGGGAUGGGUACCAGCUUUUUUGAGAUUGGGACCGCAAACAAUAUGUACAUUCAUGUUCCUAGAAGCACACCGCAAGGUUUAUAGAAGAUUCAAGGGAAUUGAAGACUGAAGGACUGAUUGCUGCUCUAACUCCCUGUAUAGUUCGUAUACAGACACCACCA